AUGAUCGUGCCACGUGCAAACGUAGCGUCAUUCCUCAAACGCAACCUUGAGAAAGACGAUAGGAGAUCGGCCUACCCCUCCUAUUACCUCGAAAAGGAACGCACAGGAAAUUCCCGGCUUGUUGUGUCGUAUUUGACGCACACAGCUUCGAAGCCGGGGAAGGGCCAGGCGUCGGCUCUCAAUGCUCUGCAAGAUAUUUGGAACACAUCGAUAUGUCAACCCGGAUCAAAAGUUGCGUUGACGAGCACAGAGAUCAGCGAUCUGCUUGAAGCUGCCGUCCACUUGCGGGAAUGGGAAUUCUUCGAAAAGAUUGCUGCCGACCCUCAUGGGCUGAUCAAUUCCUAUAUCUUCGAGUGGUUGAGCAAGCAGGUCGGUGAUGGCAAGGUCUCCUUCCAAAACAUCAAAAAGGGGUUGACCUCAAUGAUUCUCGGCCGCGAGAAGUUCUCCUUGCGAGUGCACAUGGUCGAGUCUUUUGCGCCGAACGGGUCUCCCGUCCUGACCGAUGAGGUUCGCGAGUGGGCGCUGGACAUCUUUUCCAAGGGAUUGGCAAUCUCGUCUGCUUCUGGCAGUUCUGUCGGCUCUGAUGGGUUGGCUGCGAUUCUGGCUGCCAGGCGGUAUGCCGACUUUGCCUGGCUCAAUUCAACCGUCCUCCCCAUCAUUGAGAACCACCUCAACAUCCCGGCGUUUGCUCUCGACUUCCUAUCAGCCCCCUUCAUGAUCACUAAGAAGAAGAUCUUCCCGGUACAGGAAGGCGUGCAGCUCUACAAGCGCCUCGCCAAAAAGUUCAUCUCGCAGCUCGACUUCAACACCGUCUACGGCGACAGACCGGAGGAGAAGAACAUGCCGCGCAAGCGACGCAAAGACAUUUCCGGGCAGCUCGGUCCCGGGGCGGACUACAACUACGACCUCGCCGUCCAUCCCGACACGCUCGCCGAUUUCUUCUCCCACCUCAUCAAGCUGAGCACGCCACCGCAGGAGGACCUUGUAGUGCCCCUCGCCAUCAAGCUUGUAGGCCACGCGAGGCACAUGAAGUGGAACGACUUCCAACCCCUCUGGCUGCCGUUCCUCAGGGAGCUCAUUGAGCGGCUCGAGUCCCAUAAGGUCCCCCUGACGACUCCCCGCUACCGCCAGAUAGCCGGCGCCAUCCUUGAAGCUUACCGCGACACCUACCUCGGCGAGAAGCCCUCGACCCAAGCUCGCGAUGACAACGCCAGGGUCUCCCCAUGCUAUCGCGGAGACUGCGACAUACUGAACGAGUUUCUGUGCAGCGGCAACAAGCAGCAGCAGCGAUUUACCGUCAGCAAGCCAAGGCGCCACCAUCUCCAUAAACAGAUUGAGAACUACGGCAUCAGAUGCUCGCACGUCAGCGAUAGGAGCGGUCCGCAGGAUACGCUCGUGGUUCCCAAGCUGGACCCGGCUCCAGGUGCCAAGUGGAAGGUGGCCCGGGAGGAUACGGCAGAGCAGUUCCAGCAGUUCGACCAGACGAAGCUGGGGAUCCUGCUGGGCGAGGACUACCCGCGCAUCGCGGAGGCAUUGUGGGAGCGGCCCACGAAUCUCGCGCCGGGCUCCGGCGGUAUCUCUUACAUGCCGGCACCGGUUCAGACUCAUCCUCAGGCUCCUGUUCAGGCGUCAUAUGCCCCGGCUCAAGCUCCGCUGCAAUCGACAUAUGCUCCUCCAGUUCAAGCACCUACAUACCCGCCCGCUCAACCUCAAAUGUCAACUCGGCCCCAGGGAGGUUUGGCACCGCACCCGGGACAGGGCAUGUACAUCCGCGAACCGGACAACCAGCCCUUCCCUACCGCGCCGCCCGCCCGGUUUGGCGUACACCCUCCCAACAACUGGGUCCGGCCGCCGACGGUCCACAUGCCUCACGGCGUGCCGGACCCAAGACCUGCUGGCGGAGGAUAUCUAUCUUCGAUGCCAACAAUGCAGAACCAGAUGGCCGGCGGGCAGGCCCCGACGUUCGGGUCGUCAGCCAGUGCCGCGCCGCAGGUGCAACUAAACCAUAGACCGCACGGCGGGCCUCUGGCGCCGAUUACGGGCAACGCGGGCGGCCCCCCACCGCCGGGACAACACCUCCCCGGCAUCAACAACAUGGGCCUGCCGCCGUCGGUCGCCGGAGCGAAACGCAAGGCGGAGCCCGAAAUCAUUGACCUGACAUGA
Colletotrichum chrysophilum is the source of this 2163-nucleotide messenger RNA. RefSeq lists its product as uncharacterized. Bases 1 to 2163 code for a protein of 720 amino acids. Lineage: Eukaryota; Fungi; Ascomycota; Sordariomycetes; Glomerellales; Glomerellaceae. The record is from RefSeq and is a predicted model, not a curated record. The transcript is spliced from 3 exons.